Messenger RNA from Saccostrea cuccullata (small rock oyster), 3653 nucleotides. Its product is annotated as ankyrin-1-like. Bases 5 to 3634 code for a protein of 1209 amino acids. The transcript has 2 exons. Gene Ontology annotation, molecular function: protein binding. The record is from RefSeq and is a predicted model, not a curated record. NCBI's taxonomy places the organism in Eukaryota, Metazoa, Mollusca, Bivalvia, Ostreida, Ostreidae.
UGGGAUGGAUUCAAUAACCAGUCAAAAUUCAGAAACGGAAGCUUUAUUACAGGAGAACGAAAAUGAAGACCAGUAUGAAGGAGGUACAACUCUUAUAGACGAUAUUCUGAGAAGUUGGCAAGAGGACAAAAAGUACUUUGUCCCGACAACGGCAAGCAAAUUUGUAGAAGAAAAGAUUAAAAGUCAAAAUCUGGUCACGGUCGUCGGUAAUUCUGGUUGCGGAAAAACGGCAAUUAUCCAACACAUUGCACUUAAGUUAAAAGAAGAAACGGGAUGGAAUAUUAAACCUGUCGAUGAGGUGAAAGAAAUAAAAGAAAUAUGUUCUCCUGGAAUAUUGCCAGGUAAUCAAACACUCUUUGUACUGAAUGAUCCUAUUGGUAAGGAGACACUAGAUGAUAUAUCAUAUAAUUCAUGGAAAACUUACGAGACAACAUUACAAACUUGUUUGAAAAGAGUUAAAUUGUUGGUGUCAUGUAGAAGAUGCGUCAUAAAUGACAAGAGAUUAGAAGGUAUUCUUAAUAAGUCUAACAUAGUAGAAAUUGACGGCGACAAAUUAGAUCUGACAGAUGAAGAAAAAAGAAAGAUCUUGAAUAAAUACUGUCAACAUUUGGAUAUAUCUGAAGAGAAAGUUAGGGAAAUUAUCAAAACGGACGCUUAUUUUCCUUUGCUGUGUAAAGUUUUUUCGUGUGAAUUGAGCAGCAGAGAAGAAGGAGUUAACCUCUUUAAAAAUCCUUCUGUGUUCAUAAAAAAGGAAAUAGAACAUUACAAAACACACGAUAAGCAUAAAUAUUGUGCCCUGCUAUUGAUUAUGGCAUUUAACAAUAAUUUAAAUAUUCAUUCUAUAAAGAAAAAUGAUUUAUCACUACAUAAAUUCAAAAACAUUCUAGGGCUGUGUGAACUUCCAGACAGCAUUAACGUUUCUUUCAUUGGAAGAACUUUACAUGAACUGAAUGGCUCCUACGUCAAACGUGUGGGGCAUUCUUACAAAUUCCUUCAUGAUUUUAUUAUGGAGAUAACGACUCUGGUGUUUGGUGUUGAUUGUCCACAAGAGACAAUACAGUACGCAGAUAGUGGUUUUCUGAGACGCCGGGUGAAGAUAGAAGACGAUACAGAAGAGGAAGAUCGCGAUCCCUUCACUGUUUACCUGCCUGAAGAGUACAUUGGUGAUCUUGUGGAUCGCUUUAUUAUUGACAUGCAAACAGAACACCUUCCAGAUGUUCUACUCAAUCCUUGUUUAAGGAAAGAGAACGUCAUUAAAUCCUUAAAGAAAAAGGUAGAUGCAAUUGAAAAGAUUCUUGUCGGAAUUAAGUGCGAAAUAGACAGAUCUAAAUUUUCAAGCUCAUUUAAAGGUUUUGGUUUGUCUAGACUUGGCUUUCUUGACUGGGGAGAUGAAAUAUGUCCUUUAAUCGGAUUCAUUAUAUUUUGUCAUAAUGAAAUUUCUUCAUUCUUCUUGAGAAUAAUCAAUAAAUCGACGUUUAAAGAUUAUCCUAUCUUUUCCGCCGUGUGUGCAAAUGGUAAGUUAGACUUAUUAAAUUCUCUCAGCGAGGAAUAUAAAAAAUCAGCGAUAAACGAAAUUUGGGUUGUUUGCUUACCAAUUCAUGUUGCUUCUCUAUUUCAUAAUUUUUCAAUCAUUGAGAAAUUAGUGCAUCUCGGUGCUGACGUUAACAAGUUUACAACUGAUGACAUGUGGACUCCAUUGUUAUUAGCUAUUGCAAAUGACGAAGAACAUUUCAAAGAGGCUGGAAUGGAAACAAAGGAAGGGGAGAGACGUAAUGAGACCAUUAUUGUCUUAUUGAACAACGGUGCUAACAUCAAUUUAUGUACUAAGAAUGGAGACAGUCCUCUUUAUUUAGCUUGUGAAACUGGACAUGAUAGCACGGUACAACUGUUACUGAACAACGGUGCCUACAUCAACAUAUGUAACAAGAAUGGAGGCAGUCCUCUUUAUAUAGCUUGUCAAAAUGGACAUGAUAGCACAGUACAACUGUUACUGAACAACGGUGCCGACAUCAACAUAUGUAACAAGAAUGGAGGCAGUCCUCUUUAUAUAGCUUGUCAAAAUGGACAUGGUAGCACGGUACAACUGUUACUGAACAACGGUGCCGAUAUCAAUUUAUGUCAAAAGGAUGGAGUCAGUCCUCUUUUUAUAGCUUGUGAAAAUGGACAUGAUAGCACAGUACAACUGUUACUGAACAACAGUGCCGACAUCAAUUUAUGUCAAAAGGAUGAAGGAAGUCCUCUUUAUAUAGCUUGUCAGACUGGACAUGAUAGCACGGUACAACUGUUACUGAACAACGGUGCCGAAAUCAAUUUAUGUCAAAAGGAUGGAAGCAGUCCUCUUUUUAUAGCUUGUCAAAAUGGACAUGAUAGCACAGUACAACUGUUACUGAACAACGGUGCCGACAUCAACAUUUGUAGAAAGAAUGGAGGCAGUCCUCUUUAUAUAGCUUGUCAAAAUGGACAUGGUAGCACGGUACAACUGUUACUGAACAACGGUGCCGACAUCAAUUUAUGUCAAAAGGAUGGAGGCAGUCCUCUUUAUAUAGCUUGUCAGAAUAGACAUGAUAGCACAGUACAACUGUUACUGAACAACGGUGCCGAUAUCAAUUUAUGUCAAAAGAAUGCAGCCAGUCCUCUUUUUAUAGCUUGUCAAAAUGGACAUGAUAGCACGGUACAACUGUUACUGAACAAUGGUGCCGAUAUCAAUUUAUGUAACAAGAAUGGAUUCAGUCCUCUUCAUAUAGCUUGUCAAAAUGGACAUAAUAGCACCGUACAACUCUUAUUGAACAAUUGUGCCGGCAUCAAUUUAUGUACCAAUGAUGGACUCAGUCCACUUCAUAUAGCUACUGAAAUAGGACAUGAUAACACGGUACAACUGUUACUGAACAACGGCGCCGACAUCAAUUUAUGUGAUAAUGAUGAAGUCAGUCCUCUUUAUAUAGUUUGUCAAAAUGGACAUGAUAGCACAGUACAACUGUUACUGAACAACGGUGCCGACAUCAAUUUAUGUCAAAAGGAUGAAGCCAGUCCUUUUUAUAUAGCUUGUCAGACUGGACAUGAUAGCACGGUACAACUGUUACUGAACAACGGUGCCGACAUCAAUUUAUGUGAUAAUGAUGAAGUCAGUCCUCUUUAUAUAGCUUGUCAAAAUGGACAUGAUAGCACAGUACAACUGUUACUGAACAACAGUGCCGACAUCAACAUAUGUAACAAGAAUGGAGGCAGUCCUCUUUAUAUAGCUUGUCAAAAUGGACAUGGUAGCACGGUACAACUGUUACUGAACAACGGUGCCGACAUCAAUUUAUGUCAAAAGGAUGGAGUCAGUCCUCUUUUUAUAGCUUGUCAAAAUGGACAUGAUAGCACAGUACAACUGUUACUGAACAACGGUGCCGACAUCAAUUUAUGUAACAAGAAUGGAGUCAGUCCUCUUUAUAAAGCUUGUCAAAAAGGACAUAGUAGCACGGUAAAACUGUUACUGAAUAACAGUGCCGACAUCAAUUUAUGUACCAACGAUGGAGUCAGUCCUCUUCAUAUAGCUUCUCAAAAUGGACAUGGUAGCACGGUACAACUGUUACUUAACAACGGGGCAAACAUCAAUCUCUGUGAAAACGAUGGAGCAAGAACUCCUGUGUAGCUUGACAAACUGGACAUGA